Messenger RNA from Cynocephalus volans (Philippine flying lemur), 3001 nucleotides. RefSeq names its product myelin basic protein (gene MBP). Gene Ontology annotation, molecular function: structural constituent of myelin sheath. The coding region runs from base 511 to 1497 and encodes 328 amino acids. The transcript is spliced from 10 exons. The record is from RefSeq and is a predicted model, not a curated record. NCBI's taxonomy places the organism in Eukaryota, Metazoa, Chordata, Mammalia, Dermoptera, Cynocephalidae.
GGGGGUUUCACAGGCCAAGCGACGAGAGAAAGUUUAACGGGCAGCAGUUUAGGUCGCAGUGAAGCCCCGCCCCCCGCAGGGGCUGACCCUGCGCCUGGGUCCCCGCGCCUGGGUCCCCGCGCGUCCCCCGAGUUCCGCGUGGGCGAAGCCGUCCCCGCGGUGCCCCGGGCUCUCGGGCGGCGCCUGGGGGAGCGGCAGGUGGAGGCGGCGGGCCCCGGCCGGCCCGUGUUUACCUGGCUGGCAGGAAGCCCGGGGGCGGGGCGGGGCCGCGGGGUGCGCGCCCGUCCCUGGAGCCGCCGCCGUCAGUCACCGCCGCCGCGCGCCAGCAAGGACGAGGACGAGCCGCCGGCCCCGGCGGCCCCAGUCUCCAGCCCCGGAAGGCGGCGCCGGCGGCCCAGGACCCCACGCUGCCUGCGCUCGGCGCCGGGACCAGCCCCCGGGCCCGGGCUGGCGGAGCACGGCCGGGAGCCGCGGGCGUAGCGCCGCUUCUGAAGAGCUUAUCAGUUCAGGAUGGGAAACCACGCAGGAAAGAGAGAGCUAAGCACCGAGAAGGCCAGUAAGGAUGUUGAAACUCACAGAGGAGAACCCGAAAAAAAGAGAAACCUGGGCGAGAUUUCACAGGCGAAUUCGGAAGACAAUGAUGUGUUUGGAGAGGCAGAUGCGAACCAGAACAAUGGGACCUCCUCUAAGGACACGGCGGUGACAGACUCCAAGCGCACAGCAGACCCGAAGAAUGCCUGGCAGGACGCCCACCCAGCUGACCCCGGGAGCCGCCCCCACUUGGUCCGCCUCUUUUCCCGAGAUGCGCCGGGGAGGGAGGACAACACCUUCAAAGACAGGCCCUCCGAGUCGGAUGAGCUCCAGACCAUCCAAGAAGACAGCACAGCCACUUCCGAGGGCCUGGAUGUGAUGGCGUCACAGAAGAGACCCUCCCAGAGGCACGGAUCCAAGUACCUGGCCUCCGCCAGUACCGUGGACCAUGCCAGGCUCGGCUUCCUCCCAAGGCACAGAGACACGGGCAUCCUCGACUCUCUGGGGCGCUUCUUUGGUGGUGACAGGGGGGUGCCCAAGCGGGGCUCCGGCAAGGUACCCUGGCUAAAGCAGAGCAGGAGCCCUCUGCCCUCUUAUGUGCGCAGCCAGCCUGGGCUCUGCAACAUGUACAAGGACUCACACCACGCAGCAAGAACUACCCACUAUGGCUCCCUGCCCCAGAAGCAGCAUGGCCGGCCCCAAGACGAAAACCCUGUAGUCCACUUCUUCAAGAACAUUGUGACGCCUCGCACACCACCUCCAUCGCAAGGAAAGGGGAGAGGACUGAGCAGAUUUAGCUGGGGGGCUGAAGGGCAGAAGCCAGGAUUUGGCUAUGGAGCCAGAGCUUCCGACUAUAAAUCGUCUCACAAGGGACUGAAGGGGAUCGAUGCCCAGGGCACACUUUCCAAAAUCUUUAAACUGGGAGGAAGAGACAGCCGCUCUGGAUCACCCAUGGCUAGACGCUGAAGCCCACCCUGUCCCUGCAGAACCCUGUCCUCAGCUUCUUAAUUUAACUGCCUUAAACUUUAAUACCAUUUGCAUCUCAAUUAUCUAGUUAGAGCAAAUGACCCCACAGCUAACGCCCGUGGAGUGCACGCAGUAGGUCAAGCACACAGCAUCCUCCUGGCAGCUGUGGCCAACAGUGAAAUGGAAAACAAAAACGGAAAAUGGUUAAGACUGUCACUUGACAUCUUCCCCUGAGUAUCCACCCCACUGCUAUCAUGUCCCCAGAUGCACAUCGGUCUCCGUAGGUCCAAGUGCAUGGAUGUCCUCUACCCCUGGACUUCUCUUAGCUGUGACUGUUCACCCUCGAGCUUCCAGUGGGCACUGCCGCUAGGCACAGCGCUGCAGAGACAGAGACAUGUGGGCGGGAAGGACUGUUGUGAUCCAAGCUUCAUUUGGUUUUCUUUUCCUGCCCCUUCUCUCAUCUCCUCAAGUAUACUUUAUUUUUCCUAACAGGAUUAGACAGUCAAGGAGUGGCUACUACGCAUGGGAGCUUUUGGCAUGUGAAUGUGGGCCCGGGCAGCUGUGAGUCCAAUGCGGGGCAGCACAGAGAGUGGGGUGCGCCCCCAGGCCGGGCUGCCCCGCACCCCCUUAGCUGAAUUCGAGUGUGGCAGAGAGAGGAGAAGGCGGCGGGCGUGGGGUGAGUGGUGGCCUCACCCAGGACACGAACGGCCUUGGAAGCAGGUGCUGGAGACACUAUGCAUGUGGCCACUGGGUGUCCCUGUGGCUCCGCACAGGGACAGCCAGAGCCACCUCUGUGAACAACCUGUUUCCUAACCAAAGCCCACGCCAGCGGAGAGUCCAGGGAGACGGGCACAUCUCAGAGCAGAGCAGCAGUUCUCUGUGGCCUCAUGGUGUCACACUGGUCACUCCUCAAUGCCAGCAUGACCAGUGGCAUGCUCGCACGGCAGCGCACAUUGGCCAACACUAACCCUCGGAGAGAAGAUAACUGUCUCAUCUGCUUGCCUCCUACAAAUGACCAUCCCUAGAGAAUAGAUUAGGUGUGCACCCAUUCCUGACCCACUGACCCACUGGACAUGGGCGGCCGUGUGAAGAGUCAGAAGGAGCUCUUUGAACCACACUGUCUUCUAACCCCGCUGACACCUCCUUGAGCUCUUCCCUCCCUAACGUACUGAUGCCCACCUUUUGAUUUUGGCAUAUAUUUUACAGGCCUUCCAAAGAGCCCCCACACUGGCAUUGCUCCCCCUAGAAUGAAGAGCAUAGUGCCAAAAUGUGUUUAAUCCCAUUCUAAUUCUGAAUGUUUAUUGUGGGUUUAAUACAAUGUCUAUUAAUACAUAGCCUCGAUGAUGAGAGGGUAAGAAUAAAAAUAAAAAGGAAAAAAAUUCUGGAAACAAAUCUCCACAUUGUUCAACAGGAGCACUCUGCAUCUUUGCAGUGAUUGCUGGCUGUGUGAUCUCUAUCCAUGGCUGGCCCCAAACAGCACGUGCUGCAGGGGGAUCCACGAGAA